Molecule: messenger RNA, 985 nt
Organism: Hipposideros armiger (great roundleaf bat)
Lineage: Eukaryota; Metazoa; Chordata; Mammalia; Chiroptera; Hipposideridae
Gene: B9D2
Product: B9 domain containing 2
Exons: 4
Coding region: 176-703 (175 amino acids)
Biological process (GO): cilium assembly
Cellular component (GO): MKS complex
Source: RefSeq, a predicted model, not a curated record
GCGGGUGAAAGGCAAGGAAGGGCGGCAGCUGUUGCCCUAGCAACAACCAGGGAGGCCAAAAGCGGGCGCAACCUCGAAAGGAUCGGAGCCUCAGAUCUCUCGCUGCCUGGAAGGUCCUGGGAGAGACGCGAACUAGGCCUGGGAAGUCAGCGCUCGCGGAGAGAGAGACAGGGCCAUGGCUGAGGUGCACGUGAUUGGGCAGAUCGUGGGGGCCACCGGUUUCUCAGAAAAUAGCCUCUUCUGCAAGUGGGGCGUCCACACAGGGGCAGCAUGGAAGCUCCUGUCAGGCAUACGGGAGGGCCAAACGCAGGUGGACACCCCCCAAAUAGGGGACAUGGCCUACUGGUCCCACCCCAUCGACCUACACUUCGCCACCAAAGGCCUCCAAGGCUGGCCCCGGCUCCAUCUCCAGGUUUGGUCCCAGGACAGCUUUGGCCGCUGCCAACUUGCAGGCUAUGGCUUUUGCCAUGUACCCAGCAGUCCAGGCACCCACCAGCUGGACUGCCCCACGUGGCGGCCCUUGGGCAGCUGGCGGGAGCAGCUGGCACGGGCCUUUGUGGGUGGUGGGCCUCAGCUGCUGCAUGGGGACACCAUCUACAGUGGGGCUGACCGCUAUCGCCUGCACACAGCUGCCGGUGGCACCGUGCACCUCGAGCUGGGUCUACUGCUGCGCCACUUUGACCGCUAUGGUGUUGAAUGCUGAGGGACCCUGCCUCGCUGGCCCCCAUCCCCACCCUGGACACCCAGUGAGUGCAGGAUGGCACAGUGGUCAGAAGCGUGGGCUCUGGAAACCGUCAGACCUGCCCCAAGCCAAGGCAUGUAAGACUUCUGUCUUGGCUAGCACCUCAAGCCCAGUAGCUGUCCCUCUGGGGCCUAGUUUCCCUAUCUGUGAAAUGGAGACAGCAAGUGUGUGGGGUGCCAGGGCUUUGGGGGAGAAGAGGCUGCCUUGCAUAUGGAAAUGUUCAAUAAAGGAAAGCAGUUCUGA